UUAGCGACCAAGGAACUCUAGUGGCUGGAAGCGUGUUUUGUCUUGGAGAACAGGUGGCAUGGAAAUGUCUGAUAGGUACUGCCAGGGCACCAGGGUUGACGUGUCAAGUGUCUCCACAUCCAUGGCCACUGAUCCCAUGACAGAGGAGAUACUGAGAGAUGACUUGCGGUUUUACUUCAUGAACCCUUGUGAGAAGUACAGAACCCGGCGACAGUUACCAUGGAAAUUAGCAGUGCAAAUUUUUAAAAUAUUCAUGAUUACACUCCAGCUCAUACUGUUUGGACUAAAUAACCAGCUUGUGGUGUCCUACAAAGAGGAGAACCUGAUGGCCUUUAAGAAUUUGUUUCUGAAGGGCUACAGUGGUGUGGACGAGGAUGACUACAGUAUUUCUGUCUACACCAAACAGAGUGUGUAUGAUAGUUUACACUAUGUGAUAGAUCAGUAUUCCCAGUUAGGAAACCUGUCUGUAGGUCCUGCUAGUUAUGCUGAAGAGAAUGGAGAGUUUCUGCCCUUGAUCAUCUGUAAGAAGAGCUACAAAAGAGGCAGCGUUGAACCGUCUGAGGAACCGUAUGAUAUUGAUGCAGAGCUUGAAACAGAUUGCUUAACUCUUGAUCCAGAGUCCUCGAAAACAUGGAGAAUGAACAAUGCUUCAUUUUUUGAGUUGGACUUUUAUAGGCUUGUCGAUAUUGAGAUCACUUUCGCGCUCAAAGGAAUCAACUUGCAAACUGUUCGUUCUCAUGAGCUGCCAGACUGUUACACAUUUUUUGUGAAGAUUGUCUUUGAUAACAGUUGUCAUAGCGGGAAGGUGAAAUUAACCAUUGAUUUCGAUGCGGUUAGUAGUGUGUGCAAAAACUGGAAGAUUUCAGGAACUGCUCAGAAAAGCACUCAGUACCUCCUGAUCUUUGAUGGCUUUGUUAUUAUAGUCUGUCUGAGCUCUGCAGUGCUCUGCACACGUUCUAUUAUACUCGCUGUGAGGUUACUUCAGCGGUUUUCUAGCUUCUGUCUUGAGAAUUCUAAUCAGAAAGUGUGUGAAGAUGAUCAGAGGGAGUUCUUGAAUGGCUGGUACAUCUUGGUGAUCAUCAGUGAUGUUAUGGCCAUCAUUGGAUCGAUACUAAAAAUGGAAAUACAAGCUAAGAGCCUGACCAACUAUGAUGUCUGCAGCAUCUUCCUGGGAACAUCAACUCUAAUGGUCUGGGUGGGCGUCAUAAGGUAUCUGGCAUACUUCGAAAAAUACAAUGUGCUUAUCCUCACUAUGCGAGCAGCCUUACCAAAGGUCUUGCGCUUCUGCUGCUGCGCAGGAAUGAUCUACCUUGGCUACACCUUCUGUGGAUGGAUUGUUCUUGGACCCUACCAUGAGAAGUUUGAAGGUCUGAGUCGUGUGGCAGAGUGCCUCUUCUCUCUAGUCAACGGGGACGACAUGUUCCCUACAUUUGCAGAGAUUGAGCAAAAGAACACAAUGGUGUGGCUGUUCAGCCGAGCUUAUCUCUACUCGUUCAUCUCGCUCUUCAUCUACAUGGUGCUCAGUCUCUUCAUCGCCCUCAUCACAGAUGCUUACGAGACCAUCAAGGGUUACCAAACAACAGGUUUCCCCAUGACAGAGCUCCAGCGGUUUCUGAUGGGGCAGAAGGAGGGUUUCCCCCUCCGGGGGCAGGAGGGGGUCGACACAGAGUGUGGCGAAGCCGAGACCGUCCACCCUUCUGUUAUGCUGUGUUGCUGCAAAAGGGUUCCCAAAGAUGACACCAUCAUUCUCAUCAGUUGACCGUUACGACUGAUUCAAAGUUGAAUCUACUGAAAACUGCAAUGGACUUGCAGCUUAAUAAGAGAAAGUUUGUGUGAACAUGUUUACCACUCUAUGUACAUGGUUCAAGAAGCAAGAUCUUCCUGUGAACAUGCCAAUUUCAUUAGGAACUGGUAAGACCUGCAUUAGCAGACGGAUAAAUGCCAAAUCAUAUCUUCCAAAGUGCACUACAAUGCAAUUAAGAGCAAAAAAUGAAGUGUUUUGUGGGUCAAAUGGCAACCGCAGAAGAUGUUUGAUGCAUUCUGAUGUGCAAUCUGUAAAAUAAUCCCUGUCUAAUGUUGUAUAGUAGAGGAAAUAUCUUUUAUGAUAUUAUUUAUGUGCCGUCUGGAUUGUCUGCUCAUGUUUUACAUUAGAGAAGUCACAUUAAAUUACACAUUUGUGCUGAUUUUUAUAUCAGCCCUUUGGUGUGUUACGUCAAAGGUGUUUAGAAAUAUUUCAAAGAUAAAGUCUCUUGAUAUUGUGCUUCAAAUAUGUGAAGUGUCUAAGGAAUGAUUGUAAUGUGUAUGUGCAACACCGGAGUUGUAAGAAUGCAUUGUUCACUCAGCUAAGGUAACUUUUGUCUUGGUGGAGAUGAUCAUACUUUAUGAUGUGAAUCACGGCUCAUUAUCAUCAUCCUCAUCCCACAAUUAACAGGGAAGGCAGACAAGUUCCUACGUGACUUGUUUAGUAAGCAAUUGCUCACUGGGAGAAAGACCUUGGGUGCGGGAAUGAAAGAUAAUCAAAAAGAUUUCGUAUUUGCAAACUAAAGACGCCUUUUGUGUGCGUGAUUUUCUUUUUUGGGCGAGCGGGCGGGUGUUUGGGUUAAAGCUUUGUUAUUCAAAGUAGUAAAAUUAGAUGGGUUGUUAAAAGAGAGAGUUUAGCAAAAGGUGCUUUCUUGACCUCAAAAACCAAUUAAACCAGAUGCUUAGUUUUUAGAAUGAUGGUUUCAGUUCUUUUUUCUAUAAGAAAUGAAACUCAAUCCCAAACCAGACACAAAAUCUGUAAUUUACCUGCUCUGACACUCAUUACUUCUAUUAUGUUUUUAAUUAGGCCUAUGUAUUUAUUUUAUUUUAUUGUACUUCCUAUUCAGUGAAACUAAGCUCAUUCAGAACGUCAAAUAUUUACAUAGGCUUAUGUUUACAAUCGCAAUGAUGACAUGCAGAGCAACGGCGCCAAAAGUAAAACAAAUCUCUUUAUGAAUAUGGCUUGUUUCUCCUAUAAAUAGCAUUUCGAUCAAUCUCCAUACCCUCAAUACAUUG
This is a messenger RNA of Sinocyclocheilus rhinocerous, 3036 nucleotides long. RefSeq names its product mucolipin-2-like. The transcript is spliced from 14 exons. Gene Ontology annotation, cellular component: membrane. Gene Ontology annotation, molecular function: NAADP-sensitive calcium-release channel activity. The record is from RefSeq and is a predicted model, not a curated record. Lineage: Eukaryota; Metazoa; Chordata; Actinopteri; Cypriniformes; Cyprinidae. The coding region runs from base 59 to 1759 and encodes 566 amino acids.